AUGCCCAAAGCUACAACACCGACCUCGCGCUCGCGGCGCCAUAACCCGCUCGAAUCCGACAUCCUGGCCACCGGCGUUCUCAAACAGAAGGCCCCCAAGAGGAAGUCGAAGGAGGCCGGCGAGGGUGACCAAUAUGUCGACAGCAGGGCCUCGCAGAAAAUCUUGGCUCUAGGCCGGGAGCUGGAGGAAGAAGACCGAAAGCGCAGAGCCCCGUCAGGCGCCCGCGAUGCCUUCGCGUUCGACUCGAGGGACGACAUGGACGGGCCGGACUUCGAGGAGUACCCCGACGACGAUGCUGCCUGGGGCUCGGACGAGGAAGUCGAGGAGGUCGAGGUUGACCCGGAAGACCUAGAGGCCUUCAACCGUUUCCUUCCCGGCGGCGGAGACGACGACCCACUGCUGAAGCUGGGCUGGGGAGGCGGCCAGGAGGUCGAGCAGGAGGCUCCGACGAACCUUGCCGAUAUCAUCAUGGCCAAAAUUCAGGAAAAAGAGGCCAUGGAUGCCAGGAAAGCACGGAUAUCAGCCGUGGACGAGGACGUGCAGGACCUGCCGCCCAAAGUGAUUGAUGUUUAUACUGUUAUCGGCGAAAUGCUCGCAAGAUAUAAAUCCGGAAAGCUGCCGAAGCCGUUCAAGGUCCUCCCAACGAUCCCCCGAUGGGAAGACAUUCUCUCCAUCACCAAUCCUCACCUCUGGACCGCGAACGCCGUGUUUGCCGCCACCAAGAUUUUCUCCUCAGCCAAGCCCAUAGUAGCUCAGCGAUUCAUGGAGCUUGUGGUCCUGGACGCCUUCAAGACGGACAUUUUUGAGCACAAGAAGUUGAAUCCCCACAUCUUCAACGCGCUCAAGAAGGGUCUGUACAGACCAGCCGCUUGGUUCAAGGGCUUUCUGUUCCCGCUGGUGUCUGGCGGCUGCACCCUCCGGGAGGCUGCAAUCGUGGCUGCUGUCCUGACGAGAGUGUCGGUUCCUGUGCUGCACUCGGCCGCGGCGAUCAAAGGCCUGUGCGAUAUUGCGGCCCAAGAGGCAUCGCAGGGCACCGAGGGCGGUGGCGCCACCAAUAUCCUGCUUCGCUGUCUCUUGGAAAAGAAGUACGCUCUUCCAUAUCAGUGCAUAGACGCAUUAGUGUUCCAUUUCCUCCGUUUCCGAAACGCAGACCCGGCCUCUGUCAGGGAAGAGGAUGUUGGCCAAAUCGGCAAAGAUGGGUCAGCGAUGAGCAGGGUUGCUCUGCCUGUCAUUUGGCACAAGUGCCUCCUGUCGUUUGCGCAACACUACCGAGACCAGAUCACGGAGGAGCAGCGCGAGCUGCUGCUCGAUCUACUCUUGACCCAUGGACACGUGGGCAUCGGGCCUGAGGUUCGUCGCGAGCUGUUGGCGGGGAGGGGAAGGGGGGUGCCCCUGGAGCCACAGGGCCCUGCAUUCGAUGGUGAUGAUACCAUGCUUGUGGACUGA
Gaeumannomyces tritici R3-111a-1 is the source of this 1446-nucleotide messenger RNA. Its product is annotated as bystin. Gene Ontology annotation, molecular function: snoRNA binding. The transcript is spliced from 4 exons. NCBI's taxonomy places the organism in Eukaryota, Fungi, Ascomycota, Sordariomycetes, Magnaporthales, Magnaporthaceae. The coding region runs from base 1 to 1446 and encodes 481 amino acids. The record is from RefSeq and is a predicted model, not a curated record. Gene Ontology annotation, cellular component: cytoplasm; preribosome, small subunit precursor; nucleolus. Gene Ontology annotation, biological process: rRNA processing.